Molecule: messenger RNA, 883 nt
Organism: Cydia amplana
Lineage: Eukaryota; Metazoa; Arthropoda; Insecta; Lepidoptera; Tortricidae
Product: clavesin-1-like
Exons: 6
Coding region: 90-833 (247 amino acids)
Cellular component (GO): membrane
Molecular function (GO): phosphatidylinositol bisphosphate binding
Source: RefSeq, a predicted model, not a curated record
AGGAGCACCCAGAGCUGCAGAAGCUGGCGCGGCAGCUGGUCCACGAGGAUCCCGCCACCAGGCCCGCCGCCGUCCAGGAGCUGCGGGAUAUGGUAUACGAGCGCGGGGAGUGCGCGCCGAGGCGCAUGGACGACUCGUUCCUGUUACGGUUCCUGCGCGCGCGCCGCUUCGUCGUGCCGCGCGCGCACAGACAGCUGGUGCGUUAUUGCCGGUUCCUGGAGCAGUACCCCGAGCUUUACCGGGACGUGGACCUGUGGGGGCUGGCCCGCGUGGGCUGCGCCUACGAGGGCUGCAUGCUGGACCGGCCGGGCGUCGGCCGCGUGACUAUACUGCGGUUCGGAACAUGGGACCCUGAUGACUACCCCGUGGAGGAGCUGGUGCGGGUGGCCAUGGCCAUGAUGGAGAUCGGGCUGCGCUCGCCCAAGAUGCAGGUGAUCGGCGGCACCGUGAUCGUAGACAUGGCCGGCAUCACCAUGAAGCACGUGGCCACGCUCACGCCCACCAUCGCGUACCAGAUCGUCUGCCUCAUGGGGUCGGCGAUCCCCUGCGUGUUGAACUCCUGCCACAUCAUCAACUACAACUGGCUUCUCAACACGUUCUUCUUCCUCUUCAAGCGCUUCAUCCCCAAGAAGGCGUGGAAGAUGAUCCACUUCCACGGCCACGACCUGGAGUCGUUGCGCCGGAUAGUGGACCCCGAGUGCCUCCCGCCGCGGUACGGGGGCACGUGCCGGCACCACGCCACUGUUGGGACCUGGUUCAACAAGAUCAGAAAGUACAGAGACGAGGCCUUCGAUCGGGAGAUGAAGGAAUUCGGAUGGGCGAUAAAAGAGUGAUGAAUAGAUACCUAACUAUAAGGGUCGGCACCAUUAACGUCGCUAAAUUU